AUGUGUGAUUCAAAAAAUACCAUUAUCAAUCAUGGAAAAUACUUAUGUUGUUUCAAUGAUAGUGGUAAAGUACCGAUGAUUGGAAUUGGAUAUAAUCUUCUGGUGAACGACUCUGAAAAGGUCAUGCUGAAGUAUAAUUUAAAACUUUCGGAAGUUUUAAGUGAUUGCCAAGCAAGAAGACGAAAAUACUGUCUGACCAAUAGUCAAGCUGAAGAUAUCUUCUAUACCAUUUCGUAUCCAAAAGCUUCAAGAUGCGCUGAUGCAUUUGUGCCUAAUUUGCCCCCAAUGAAACGAAAUGCAAUAAUUGAUGUGGCUUUUACUAGCUGUCGAGUGCUAAAUACGUUCAAGCGAAUGCAAAAGGCGUUAGAAACAAAAAAUUGGACACAAGCUGCAGACGAACUGAAGUCUUCAAGAUGGUGCACACAAGUGAAGUCAACAAGAUGCGGUAAAAAUUAUAAUUGUAUCCGCAAUUAUAAUCGUGUUAAAUAG
Rotaria socialis is the source of this 489-nucleotide messenger RNA. The record is from the annotation of a GenBank genome assembly. Lineage: Eukaryota; Metazoa; Rotifera; Eurotatoria; Philodinida; Philodinidae.